UAAAAUUUUCGUGUUUGUAUUAAGUGUUAUUUUGUAUUGUUAUUUUUCUGUCGUUUACGUUACCAUUAAUUUAAUGAAAAACUAAAAAAAAAUUAAAAUUGUGUUCGUACCACGUGCAAGUGCAACAUAGAUUGCCAAAAUGUCGGCAAUCAUAUUGUACUUGGUGCAACGGGUCAUUUUUCCGGUGCUGUUUGGAUUUUGCAUAAUUUCACGGCCGGCUGUUUUAUCAAUUCCAUAUUUGGUGUUCUUGCUGUAUGCACCAUUUUUACCGUUCACAACAAGAAAAUUGACCCAUAAACGCACAAGAUGCUUUUUAAAGUGCGUGUUGGCUACAUCGACCAUCAUUUCGCUCAUGCAAAUCGGUAUCCAGCUAAUGUUGUAUUUCAAGGGAUUGGAAUUACUGAGCACUAUGAAACCGUUAGGUGGUCAUCUCCAAAGUAUCGGACUCACCGAACUGUACAUACCACAUUCUCAGUCAAUUUGUUGGUGCUUCGUGAUGGACGUAUUUCUAUGGGUGUCUUCUGUCAUUACACUGGUGCUAUUGAAGAAGAUUUCGGCAGUUGAACACAGCAACGAAAUGGGAGAUUCGAUCAUCAUCGACAACAUUUUCGGUCGAAGCAAAUAUUUGCAGGCUAAAAGUCAUAUCAUUUUGGAAGGAAUCGCAAUCUUUUUUGUGUUAUCCACAUUGUUACUCGCCGCAACUUUACAACCAUCAGUUCCUAGUGCAUUAUAUUUUCUCGCAUUUUUAUUGCUCAUCACAUUUUGGGCAAUGAAUAAACAAAUGUAUCAUGGUUUUGUACUGACUUGUCGCAUAGUUUGUGCCGUUUUAAUUGUGCAUGUCGGUGCCAUAUUUGCGAUUCAAGCAUCGUUUGCGGUUGAAAAUGAAUUUUUUCAUAAACAUAGCCAAAAUAACAGUACAUUAAUGCAGUUGUUGGGGUUGAAGUCUCAAUUUGAAUUGGUUGACAAUAACUUUGUAUCUGUCCUUGAGCUGACUGAAGUAGAUGUAUUUUUGAAUCCAAUUGUACUUAUUCUAUGCUAUUACACCUCAGCAAUUUACCUACGUGACAUUAGAAGCAGAAAGAAACCGGAGAGAAAAAACUCAACAGCCAUUCAACUCGAACCGAUUGAAGUGGAACAUGAAGAGAAAAAGGAGACUAGCGCAACAAAAACUUUUAUCAAGCGAGUUUAUGGUUUUAUAUGUCGGCACAGUAACAUUGUCUCGAAUGUCAUGAUGAUGCUGUGGAGCAUUGUGUUCCGUAGUUGGUUAUCGUUUGUGUUCUUACUGAUUGUGAUAAUAUUGUGGACUCGAUCGACUCAACGAAAAAGCGUGCAUCGUUUAAAUUUAUUCAUAGUACUCUACUCCGAUUUGUUGAUGAUAUUGCAAUACAUCUGUUGUAUCAUACCAACGAAAGAGGUAAAUGAGCACAAAGACGAAGGUCAUUGGUUGAAAUCACAUUUGGCUGAAAUUGGCAUCAGUCGCUACGAUUCAGAGAUCUUUCCAUGCAUACCGCUAUUGUUUCAGGCCAUAUGUAUAUUAACAUUUUGUUUCACACUGCGUCAAAGUAGAUGCUGUAAUGAUGAACAAAAACGUGCAUCGGCUCGUAGUUUGCAAUCAUUUCCCAUGCAUCCUGAGAAGAAGGCCACCAUUUGGAAGUGUUUUGAUUUUGGCAUUAAUGUUUUGACACAUCUAUGGGUUUUACUGAUUUUAUUCACAAUGUUCACUUAUGCAAUUUGGGGCAAAGAAGCAAAUCUCAUGAAACUAUGCUAUCUGGUUUACGUUCUGAUCUUCAUAAUAACAUAUCAAUUGUCAUUGUACGUUUGGCGAAACAUGACAUAUCCACUUUGGAUGCUGGUCAACGUAUCGGCAAAUCUCAAUUUGAUUCUUGUAUACAUUUAUCAAUUUGAAAAAGUGGAGAGUUUCUUCAUGAAUCACAUGGGGAUAAACAGUCAUAUGCAAACCAUCAUUGGUCUUCAUCGGUAUGAUUCGAAUCUGCAGCUACUUAUUCAAUUGUUUUACUUCACGUUUUUGGUCGUUAUCACAUCCAUUCAACUACUGAUAUUCCAAGAUAAGUAUACAAAACAAUUCAUGUGGAAAUCAGAAUCAGAAUCAGAUGCCAGGGCCAAGGAGAAGGCAGCCAGUGCUGAAGAAUUCAAAAGUAACACGGAGAAUUCAAAAAAAUCAUUCAUUGAAAAGAUUAUUCAAGGUAUAAGCUCAUUCAUCGAUUUGAAUAAAAAGGCCAUGGAUUGGAUUUGUCGCCUGUUGGAACUACAUUUCUUCAAAGUACUAAUGAUUUUGGGAUUUCUUAUGAGCAUUAGUGAGAUUUCAUUUUUCAAUUUGUCGCUAUUCGCUCUUGUGAUUUUCGCUUGUUUAUUUGAAACAUACACAAAUAAAUUGAUUUGUGGCAUUAUCUCAUUGGGAGCUGGAAUUGUUGCUGUUUUAAAAAUUCUAUUUGAAUUGUUCAAAAUUCCCAAAAAUCUUGAUUGGCUUUGUUUUCCUGGGACAGAGCAAUCUUUAACAUCAAUGGCCUUUUGUGAUAUAAACUCAACAGCAACAUGGAUCGGAGUACAAAAAUUAAAUAGCCAUAAAAAUCUUAUACAGAUUUUUGCACCGUAUUUGACAUUUUUGGCAGCAGGAACACUCUUUGCGUCAGUCUUAUACUAUCAAACGCGAAAACGAUUCUUGAAAGGCGAAACGGUUGAUGGAUCAGAAGUGCUCUUUGAAAAUGUAACACGUGAAGAUGCAGAUAAAAGUGUAAAACUAUUGAUCAAAUAUCUCUUCAACUAUGGAUUUUACAAAUUCGGCAUCGAAAUAACUCUUAUCGUGCUUGUGAUAUUGAUCAGUUACCGAAGAGACGUGGUAUCGGCUGUGUAUGUCAUUUGGUUGUGCAUUAUGUUUGCCUGUCGACGCAAAUCGAAGCAGUUGCUAUGGUCUUUAUUUCUCUAUUUUGUAACACUAGCCAACAUUGCUCAAUAUGCAAGUCUGUUGAAUUUGCCAUUAUUUUUGAAAAUAGAUUUCAAAUGGGAGUUCGAUCAAAUUGAUGCAUUGAGCAAUUGGCUUGUAUUGAAACAACAACCAUUGAAGUUAUUGCUCGAUUUUCUGCUAUUGAUGUGCAUUUGUCGUCAACAGAAUGUGUUUCGCAUCGAAGAAAAAUACAGUGGUGGAAUAUAUAAAGGGGGUCGCAAUCAGUCAACGGUUCUAGAUGUAUCUGUCAUCAUAUCAAAUCAACUACCAAUCCGAACACAUGAUUAUCUGUAUCCAACGAAUUGGAUUGAUGUCGUCAAAUGUGUUGUUUACUUAAGUUCAUUUUGGAUCACAUUGACAGUUGUCUUACUAACUGGCACAAUUAAAAUCAACCUGUAUUCACUUGGUUAUUUGAUUGCAUCGUUUGUAUUCUGUUAUAUUGGCACUAAUUUCUACAUGAAACCAAUUAGAUCGAUUAUAAGUUGGUGGGAUUUAUUGAUUGCGUACAAUGUAUUUGUGAUUGUAACAAAAUCGAUUUAUAAUGUGUGGGUUAUAUUUCACGAAAAGAAUCGUAAAAUAUCAUCACCGAAUAAUGAUGAUAUGGUUACAUCAGUGCAUAGCCUUUUGAAUGAGAAUGAAUCAUCGAUUGUGCACUUGGAUCAAUUGGACGUGGGCUAUGAUUGUUUAUGCUUUGCAUUUCUAAUCUUUCAAUUGCGCAUUUUCAAAAGUUUCGACUUUGUUCACAUGAUUAACGAAAGCAAAGCCACAUUUGUAUGCGAUUCAAGAGGAACCAAGUUGUUAGAAGCACGCUUGUCCGAAAUGCAUUCGAUUAAAGAACAACGUGAAAAUGAAACACUUGAGAAAAUCAAAUUGAAAGUCGAACGCAUUAAGGCUAAUCAACGGAAAUUUGAACCGAAUCUCAUAGCAGCCACUUCGCAUCAAGAAGCCACUCGAUACAAUGGCAAAUAUUUGUAUGAAGAAUUCGUUGAAAAAACAGAAUCGCGGCUCAACGACACAAAUGUUGAAUCCGAAGAAUCGUUUCUGCUCAAGAGUCAAAACAGUACUUUGAGGAUUACCCAUGCACAUUCGGUAGUCGAACCAAGCACGUCAAAACAAGGCGAGAAUCGCAAUAUUCAAAAUGAAUCGGAAGCAGACAGCAACGGCGAGGAACUCCGAAAACAUCGUAUCAAGACCAUUAUACGCGAUUUUCUUGUCUCAAUUACACUGUAUCUAUACAAAUUUUCACGAAAUUAUCGCUUUGUACAUGAGAUUUUGACCAAAGAGAAAAAAAUGCUGAAAUUGAAGUCGUGUGGUGGAAUUGAUGGAAGCUCUGGUGAACAAAAGACCUACUUUUUCUCACGCCAACAUUCAGUGGCGGCUGAGUUUUGUCAAGCCCUUUGGUUUGCACUUAUUGCCAACACUGACGUAAUCUGUUAUUUGUUUAUAUUUUUAAACACAAUAUUUUCGAUGAGCAACUGGACAAUUCCGAUGUCAUUGGGCGUUUGUCUCUGGGCAACAUUAACCAUUACACGACCAUCAAAACGGUUUUGGCUUACAUUGAUUACUUAUAUUGAGGUUUUGGUUUUUAUGCAAUGUUUCUUACGAACAAUCUCGCAUUUUCAUACAAUUGAAAUUCUUAAAUCAAAUGCCACAAUCAAUUUGAUCCUGUUGCAUUUGGUGCUGUUUCAUCGGUCGGUUCAAAAACAUAUGGGCGUUUGGACAAAGAAAGCGAAUGAAAAUGUAGCAUAUGCGUAUGAUUUUUUGAACAUUCGCUCAUUAAAUGCAACGGUGCGGAGUAAUUCGUUAGUUCAAAUACCGGCUGAUGUCUAUACAUUUAUAUUUUUAUGUGAUUUAUUCAAUUUCUUUGUGCUUAUGUUCGGUUUUUCGGCGUUCACUCAAUCACCCUAUGAUCGUGGCGUUUUCAAAUAUGUACAAGAGAAUCAAAUACCGUUUCGAUUUUUGCUAGUGUUGCUAAUUCAAUUUGCUAGUAUGCUUAUCGACCGUGCGCUUUACUUACGGCGAAAUAUGAAGGGAAAAAUUAUCUUCUAUCUAUUUUCUGUGAUAGCCGUUCACCUAUGGCAAUUUCAUUUCAUCCAAAAAUACAAUGCAAAACAGUUGCAUGCAGUUACAUGGCCACCGAAUCUAUUUUACUUCGUCAAAUGUAUAUAUUUCUUGUUUUCGGCCUAUCAAAUACGUUGCGGCUAUCCAAAGACUGUAUCUGGAAAUUUUGCCACCAAUGGAUCUUCUUUAACGCACUGGCGAGUGUUUCAAGUUUACCAAUUUAUACCAUUUUUAUCGGAAGCCCGAACAUUGCUCGAUUGGCUUUGCAUAAAAACAUCGCUGUCUCUUUACGAAUGGUUCAAAAUGGAGGACAUUUACUCGGACUUGUACUCGAUUAAGUGCCGUCGACAAUAUGAGAAGUCUGCACCGAGACCAAGGGGCACGAUACGCGGAUCAAAAGGAGAUUAUAUAAGAGCAAUGUUCUGUUUAAUCACAUUUUUUUUGCUCAUCUGGGGUCCAUGGGCAGUAUUCACCUUCGAUAAUUCGUUUGGAGAUUCAAAUGUGCCGUAUCAAGUAAGUGUUACGCUAUAUGCUGGAUCAACUGCUGAGCCGAUCUAUCGAAUGACCGCACAAUCAGAAAGAAACAUACAUCAAUUUGAUAAAAAUGAUUUCAAUCAACUGAAAAAAGUCUACAAAAAUAACACCUCAGUGCGAUCAUUCAUAUUGAAUUACGAUGAAACAGAUAUAGCUGCCAUCUCACUGGAUGUGAAUUCAACAUCUCUGUUUAUGAUGUCUCCGCCGAGUUUGCAAAAAUUCAAAAAUGACCUUAAUCAGAAUGUAAAAAUUAAAAUUCGAUAUUUAAUUUCCGUAUCGCGAUUGACACACGAUGAUUCGGAUGUAGUCGAAUUCAGUAAAAAAUUUGAUUUAAACGCAGAUGCUGAAGCCAGACAAGAGAUGUUCAAAAUUUUAUCCGAUGGCGAUCAUGCACAACGUGUUCAUUUACCAUUAAUUCUCCCGAAGUUCUUGAAGGUCAUGAAUUCGAAAGGAUUGGAACCGAUCUCAAAAUUCCUGCCGAUUGAGAAUUAUCGAAAUGUUACACUACGCCUGAAUGAAAUCGAUGGAAUGAAAUGGUGGCAAUUGGAAGAAGAUUGCAGUGAUAAUUUUUACGAAGAGAUUUUAUCGAAGCUUCCAUAUUCAAAUUGUGCCGAAAAUACAGUGAUAUAUACAUUUAAUGAUAAAUUAUUCCCAUCCGGCAUAAGUCCCAUCAUCAAAUCGGGAAUAUUAGGCUUGUACUCUAUGUAUAUUUUACUUACGUGGAAAUUUUUCCGGCAAUGCAUGGCAAGCAACGUGGCAGACAUAAUUCAAAAAGAUUUACCAUACGUCGACCGUAUUUUACAAUUAUGUUCAGAUAUCUAUCUAGUGAGAGAGCAGUGCGAUUUUAAACUGGAAGAAGAUUUAUACGCAAAAUUGAUAUUCUUGUAUCGAUCGCCAGAAACGAUGAUACGUUGGACUCGAAUUCCAGAUCAAACGAGUACCGUUGAUGAACAAGCAGAUAUUGAUGAAUCAAAUGCAGAAAAGGCGUUACGCCAAUCUCUUAGUCAUCGUAUCAUUUAAAACAAAUUAUCUCAUUAUUCAUUUCUAUAAAUACUCCAUCGAUUCCAAUAAGAAAAGCUAGAUUUUUAAAUCAUAAUUUAAACAUAAUUAUAGUAAUAGUGUCUUGAUUUAUGUAUAUAAUUAAACAAUUAUUAUAUUUAUUUAUUUAUUUAUUUGUGAGUUUAAAAGAUGCGAUGUUAAUCUGAAGAUAUAAAAAUAUAUGUAUCACUGCCACGUA
Contarinia nasturtii (swede midge) is the source of this 6794-nucleotide messenger RNA. RefSeq names its product piezo-type mechanosensitive ion channel component-like. The record is from RefSeq and is a predicted model, not a curated record. Bases 140 to 6577 code for a protein of 2145 amino acids. NCBI's taxonomy places the organism in Eukaryota, Metazoa, Arthropoda, Insecta, Diptera, Cecidomyiidae. The transcript is spliced from 26 exons.